Messenger RNA from Frieseomelitta varia, 2028 nucleotides. Its product is annotated as leucine-rich repeat-containing protein 40-like. The record is from RefSeq and is a predicted model, not a curated record. NCBI's taxonomy places the organism in Eukaryota, Metazoa, Arthropoda, Insecta, Hymenoptera, Apidae. The transcript is spliced from 10 exons. Gene Ontology annotation, molecular function: protein binding. Bases 109 to 1917 code for a protein of 602 amino acids.
GUAUAUAAUUAUUACAUGCAUUGUCAUAUAAAGUGGGGGAACAUUCAUCAUUAAGUCAUCCCGUAUCGAGGAUAUCAAUCUGUAAACAAUGUACGUAAUGAGUGCAACAUGAGUGGCAUGAAGAAAAAAGCUAAUCAUUUAGCAGUGUUUAAAAAACGGACGAAAAAUGACGAUAAUGCCGAACUAUCGGAAAUCAUUAUUAUAUCAGCGAGAAAAAGUGGAAAUUUAAACCUCUCAUCGAGAGGACUAUUUAUGGUACCUGAUAGAGUAUGGAAUAUAAAUGAUUUAACUGAAGAAGAAGUGAGAAAUUUACAUUUUGAACUUGAUUAUGUACAUGAAAAUGAAAAAUGGUGGGACCAAGAGCCUCUUAAAAUACUGGAUUUAAGUUAUAAUAGUUUAAAAACAAUUGAACCACAAAUAGAAAAUUUAUCAGAGUUGACUACGUUAUAUUUACAUAAUAAUUUGUUGGAAGAAUUGCCUGCUGAAAUGGGAAAUUUAAAAAAAUUAAAUAUAUUAAAUUUAUCAAAUAAUAAACUGGAAAAUUUGCCACAUGAGUUUUAUAAGCUAAAUGAACUGCAUGAAUUAAACUUAAAAAAUAAUAGUAUAAAGGAGCUUGAUCCUGCAGUUGGUGACUUCAUAAUGUUGACCAAUCUAGAUUUAUCAUAUAACAAUUUAAUUGAGUUACCGAUUGGAAUGGGAUAUUUAGUACGAUUACUUUCCUUGGAUUUAAGUCAUAAUAUGUUAAGAGAAUUACCACCUGAUUUAACAAAUAUGAGAGCAUUACAAAAGUUAAAUGCAAGUUAUAAUCAGUUGGAAAUGUUGCCACCUCUGGGUGAAUUAAGGAAGGUAGAAACAGUGAUAUUGCACUCAAACAAAUUAACAACAUUUCCUGAUAUGUCUGGUUGUACACUAUUAAGAAUACUACACUUGGCUGAUAAUAACAUUACUGAAAUUGAUAUGUCUUGUUUAGAAGGUGUAGGACAAUUAAAAACGUUAACAUUAGGAAAUAAUCAAAUUGAAAUAAUACCAGAAGAAAUAAUAAAACUGGUGUAUCUAGAAAUUUUUGAUUUAUCACACAACAAAUUAACUCUAAUACCAAAAUAUAUUGGCCUAAUGCCUAAUUUAAAACAAUUUGUAAUUGAUGGAAAUGAUAUAAAAAAUGUUAGAACCGAUAUAAUACGAUGCGGUACAGCGCGAAUUUUGAAGCAUAUACGACAGGAUAUUAAGAGUACAAAUAUGGAUGUAAAAGAAUAUGUGGUAUCAGAUGCUAGUACAAAUAUUUAUCCAGAUAGGUAUACAAUGCAGAGUACAAAAUUACUCAGUUUAGCUGGACAAAAUCUUACUGAAUUACCACAAGAAGUAUUGACAAAUGCGUGUAAAGCUGAUGUAGGUACAGUGGAUUUAAGUAGAAAUAAUCUGUCUGCUUUACCUGGUGAAUUAUCUAUAAUUGAAAGAAUUGCUGAUUUAAAAUUGACAUCUAAUCAACUAACACAUAUACCAGAAUGGAUUGGUGAAAAAUACAAGUAUCUACAGAUUUUGGAUUUAAGUAAAAAUCUUUUACAAUCACUUCCUUCUAAUCUUGGCUUGCUUAAAUAUUUACAAGAACUUAAUAUUUCAUUUAACAGGUUUAAAGAAAUACCAGAUUCUGUUUAUGACAUAAAUUCCUUAGAAAUAUUAAUAGCGAAUGACAAUUUAAUUACCGAUAUUGAUGUAUCAGCUUUACAAAAAUUACAAAAACUUGCAACAUUAAAUCUUGCUAAUAACAACAUUGGUUUUGUAUCACCAGAACUUGGUACUUUGAAAAACUUAAGGAAUCUGUCUUUAUCUGGAAACUGUUUUAAACAACCCAGGCAAGCAAUUCUAGCAAAGUCUACAGAAGAAAUUCUAGCAUAUCUUAGAAAUAGAAUACCUCAAUAAAAUUAGAUUAUUGAAAUGUAAUUAAAAGAAGAAACAUCUGCUGACAAGAUAUAUGUCAAUUAUCGAACGUUAUUGUAAUAGCAAAUUCUUAAAUAAAUUAUUUAAAAUGAA